GAAAGAGCAGCAACAGAUAGCAGGAGUCUCCACCACAGGACUUAUCCUUCCUCCGUUUUUCCUCCUUUUUCGCGGCUCAGUGCGCGUGCUGACCAUGAGGACUUCCAUGCGUCCGUAGUUUUGCGCAUUCCGCCGACUUGGACUUCUUUUUUUCUUCUUCUUCUUCUUCUUCUUCUUCUUCUUCUUUUAGGGCGUAUAAUUAAUUAAUCUGUAUUAUUUCUCCUUGGACGUCGCAGAGGGACUAAUUUAAACAUGUCGAGGAGCGCGGAGGAGGUGAACAAGCUGACUGAAAGCACAUACAAGAAUGUGAUGGACCAGUUCAACCCGGGACUGAGGAAUCUGGUCAACCUGGGAAAGAACUACGAGAAAUCUGUGGCUGCAAUGUCCCUGGCUGGAAAGUUGUAUUUUGAUGCUGUGUCUAAGAUUGGGGAGAAUGCUGCUGUUUCUCCUGUCUCCAGAGAACUGGGUGUAGUCCUGAUGGAAAUCUCUGAGGUCCACAGGAAGGUUCAGCUUGAGCUGGAGGAAAACUUUAAGAGGUUCCACAGGGAGAUAAUAGCCGAGCUGGAGCGAAAGACUGACAUGGAUGUCAAAUACAUGACUGCUACAUAUAAACGGUACCAGAUGGAGCACAAGAUGAAACAAGAUUCUUUGGAGAGAUCCCAGUCGGACCUGAAGAAGCUGAGGAGGAAGAGCCAAGGAAAGAACGCCAGCAAGUACGAGAACAAGGAGAGCGAGUGCCUGGAAACACUGACGAGCCGACAGAUGGACAUGCAGCUGUUCAUUGCGGACGGGUGUAAAGAGGCUCUUCUCGAGGAGAAACGACGGUUCUGCUUCCUUGUGGACAAACACUGCAUGUUCUCCUACCAGUUCGCCUCCUUCCACGAAAAGGCCAGAGACAUACUGACGGAAAAGCUGAGCAGCUGGCAGGACCAGUGCAACGACGCCACCAACAUGCCCCAGAGUGUUUUGUCCAUGAUCGAGGGACUGCGCGUGCCAGUUUCCAUCACUCCGCUGCCCUCUCCCUCGCCGUCGCGACACAGCGUGAACAUCUCGGCUCCCCCGGCUCCUCCUCUCAAGGCUCAAACCAGCCCCCUGGCUAACAUGUUCACCCAGGAGAACAACAGCACCAGCACAGCCACUUCCAACAACAGCAAAGACCACGGGCACAGUGAAGACAACAGCCUGGCCAGGUCCGUGUCGGUCGCCACCGGUCUGAACAACAUGGUGAAGAGGCCGCGUGUGCGCACCAUCUUCCCGCACACCGCCGGCAACAACAACACGCUGCUCAGCUUCGACGAGGGAGACGUCAUCGUCCUGCUCAUUCCCGACGAGAGGGACGGGUGGAUGUACGGCGAACUGGAGAAGAAUGGAAAGAGGGGCUGGUUCCCUUCAUCUUACUGCCGUGCACUCUCCGAGCCACUCGUGAAUAACAGCAGUGAGACUGCUGCUCCGUAUCGCAGCAGAAGCGUGGUCAACCUCCACCAUCAGGACACCGAGACGGACGAGGCCACCAUGGUGCUGCCGCCAGCGGACUACUGCGACGGCACGCAGCACGGCUACGUCAAGCACUCCUCCAGUAUCACCAACAACAACCACCAGCACUCCCCCACGCCCUCCGCAGCCUCCUCCUAUUCAUCUGAUCUGAACACGGCACCACAGUCUAACGGCAUCUCCAGACCUGCUUACCUUGCCGGAGGAAACCCGUUCGCCACAGUCCGGUUACGUCCCACCGUCACUAACGACCGCUCUGCCCCCGUCAUCUGAUCCCUCCGCCCUCCAUUCCCACAGCCUUUAGUCCUGCUCCCUGUGUCGCCCUCUCAGGAUGUGCGUUCUGACUCCUGCCCUUCCUGUCCAGCACAUCUGGAAGGAAAUGAAAACUUGGCCAGCACUAAGAGGAAGAGAAAAAAAAAAAUGCCAUUUUAAUCCGUGAGCCCCCUACAGCUACAAACUCUGACGCAGGGACCAUUUUACUUACUGAACAGAUGUUCAUAUAUUUAUGAUAUAUAUAAGUAUAUAUUUUCUAUGUCUUUUUUUUUUUUUUUUUUGUCCGUCUGUCUGUGGUGGUGAGAUCUUAAUAUGCACAUUCUUACCUGCACUAGAGAAGUGGACGAGUAAAAAUGCUCAAAGCAAAUCGUGGAGUUUAUUUAAUGCUGUCGAUGUUGCUUGUUCAUUGUCAAACUGACCGUUAGAAAUCUUUCUGUUGCCAUAAGACAGUAGAAUAAAGUACUGUAGAGGACGUCGGCGUUCAGCUGCGGCGGUUCUCGUGUUAGAUCUCGACAGGCACGGUCAGUUUCGUCCCGGCGUAUGUACAGGCUUUUGUGUGCACGUUAGCACAGAAGAUGCUGUGGAGUCUUUUGCCAUCCGAUGUGGAAACAGGACUUCUGCCUUAACGACAAAGAUUAAAAACCCGCUGUAUGAUAUGAUUUACCUGUUGCAUUCCUCCGAUUGUGGAUAUGAGCCGUUUUCGCCUCAUGUUUACACCGAAUGUGCAAUCGAUCGAGUUCCAGUCGUCACACUUUCUCUCCCCCGUCCUCGGCCCACAUUACAACCUUUACAGAAUUUGCUGUAUGGAAAAAUAAAGAUUUAUUUCUUCA
Messenger RNA from Salarias fasciatus (jewelled blenny), 2594 nucleotides. RefSeq names its product BAR/IMD domain containing adaptor protein 2 like 1b (gene baiap2l1b). Gene Ontology annotation, biological process: actin filament bundle assembly; positive regulation of actin filament polymerization; plasma membrane organization. The transcript is spliced from 14 exons. The record is from RefSeq and is a predicted model, not a curated record. Gene Ontology annotation, molecular function: protein binding. The coding region runs from base 253 to 1764 and encodes 503 amino acids. NCBI's taxonomy places the organism in Eukaryota, Metazoa, Chordata, Actinopteri, Blenniiformes, Blenniidae. Gene Ontology annotation, cellular component: cytosol; nucleoplasm.